Theileria orientalis strain Shintoku is the source of this 4515-nucleotide messenger RNA. RefSeq lists its product as uncharacterized. The record is from RefSeq and is a predicted model, not a curated record. NCBI's taxonomy places the organism in Eukaryota, Apicomplexa, Aconoidasida, Piroplasmida, Theileriidae. Gene Ontology annotation, cellular component: membrane. The transcript has a single exon. Gene Ontology annotation, biological process: transmembrane transport. Gene Ontology annotation, molecular function: ATP binding; ABC-type transporter activity; ATP hydrolysis activity. The coding region runs from base 1 to 4515 and encodes 1504 amino acids.
AUGGCCGACGAGGACCCGAGUCCCGUGUUUUGGGAGAGCCAUGUGUAUAACAAAUCCGAUAUUAAAAAAAUAAAAGACAAUGGAUUUAGCUAUUACGAUGAUGCAACAAUUUUCAGGUAUCUGUUUUAUAGCUGGUUCAACAAAUGGGCCUUGGCUCUCUCUAGGAAGUAUAUGGAACCUUAUAAGGUACACCCAAUACAAGUUUCAGAUCAGAUUUUAAAAUGGGAACCAAUAUUUUCUAAACAUGUCAGUGACGGGUUAGUAAGAUUGGAUCUUUACGAGACCACUAAGUCCAGUAAGAAGCCUGUUAGACCAUACCGAUCCGUUUUGCUCCGCGCAAUACUGUUGACGUCAUGGAAAAGGUCAUUUGCGUUGUUUUUUGCCCUUGUGAUAGGGAGCAUUUUGAGCAUGAGCAUAUCCAGUUUGGUCAAAAAAUUGCUUCAAAUUCUAACCAAGCCUUCUAUCCACUUGGCCAAAACGAUACUGUUGUUGUUGGCUAUUGAGGGCUUGCAAGUAUUGGACGGGCUUCUACUUGAGAAUAUUAACUUUUAUAUUAACAGGAUGGUUUACAUACUCCAUUACUUGUACGGUAUCGUCCCCUUCCGCUACUCAAUUUGUCACAGGCGCCUCUACUUCAACAACAUCGAUGGUUCAAAUCUUUUGAACACGUGCAAUCAGGUACUUCACAGCACUACGCCUGAAUCACAGUGCUCUAAAAACCCAUUAUUCUGCCCAGCACUGCGUCAUCAAGACAAGGAAAUGAGUCCCAAGGUUUUCACAUACGUGUUUUAUGACUCGUUUUAUAUUGCCAUGGCAUUCGAGUCGACCAGAUUUAUUGUCGAGUUUCUAACGAAUUUUAUUUAUGGAGUCUACCUGCUGUCGAGACACCUCAAGGCUAACUUAUGGGUGUUGUACGUUACCGGAUCGUUGUUUCUAGUUUUUAUGGUUUCCAUUGAGAUUUUUAACGCAGUUAUUUAUAAAUACCUUUUAUUCAUGAGAGAUUAUAAAGUAACAAAGUACAAUAACAUCCUUGGAAGACUAAGUAAUAUUAAAAAAAUGUUCUGUGACGACAUUGGAUUUAAUAUUAUUACUCAAACAAGGAAUGACGAACUUUCAUUGAUUUUCAUUAAAAUUGCCAUCACGUUUAUAAACAUGUGUUUGUACAGCACCUCAAUUAACGUCUCAUUUUACUUGAUUAAAUGUUAUUUUGUUAAGACAGUUAAUGAUGCGGGUGUUGUUACUGAUAUUAACACUGCAGCAUUUAUGACAACGUUUUAUAUAUACAUGAGAAUAGUCACUUCGAUGUUUAUAAUUCCUAGGGCUAUAAACGUUGUCGGAAUGGCUUAUGCUUCGUAUAAAAGAUUAAAUAAGUAUCUCUCUGGAUGUUCCCCUAAUUUCUAUGUCGCUGAUAAUAAAUUUACUGGCUCAGCCAAUGUCAGUUCAAUUAUCGCUGAUACAACUGAUCAACUGCCCAAUGACACUGUUGUGUACUUCAGAGACGCUUCAUUCACAUGGGUCCACACACGUAAUGACCUAUUAAAUAAAAAAUACGACACUUUCUUAAAAAAUUUAAACUUCGAGUUGAAACGCGGCGAAAUUGCCAUUGUCACCGGUUCCAAAGGAUCAGGUAAAUCAAAUUUUAUCAAAUCAAUGCUUGGUGAGAUGACCCUAGUGGGUGGCUCAAUGGCAGUUAUACCUGUACACACAUCAAUGCCAAUAUUUUAUGCAUCACAAGACAUAUUCCUGCAACAGGGUACUAUUAGAUCCAACAUUGUAUUUGGUCAUAAGUUUGACGAGCAUUUGUACAAGACUGUGUUGAAGGCUGUUGAACUUGAAUUUGACAUAUCAACAUGGGAGAAGGGUGACCUCAGAGUAGUGUCAGAUAAUGCCCCUUCACUCAGUGGAGGUCAACGUGUAAGAAUGGAGUUGGCUCGUGCAGUGUACGCUUAUUUGAUAUUCCAUCAAGUAAACAAGGAGUAUAAUAACAGCAAGUGUUCGUUUUUGAUGUGUCUGGAUGCAUCGUUCCAUGGCCUAGAUCCAUACGUAUCCAAAACUAUAUUCAAUAACCUGUUUAACGUUAAAUCAGGGCUAUUGGUAAAGAACGAUUUAAGUGUCGUUUUAACAUCGUCGAAACAGAUACUGGAUACGUGCACCAAGUCAUGUGAUCCAGCCCAAUUCCCGAAAGUGCCAAUUUUUAACGUCAAGAACAAGGAGCUGGCCUUCUUAUCCUAUCUAGGAAACUUCAUCAGGAACAAGAGGCACGAGGGCGACUUCAACUAUUCGACAUAUUCUAAAGCUGGCUAUUACACCCUUAAUCGCCUAAACAACGACAUGCUUGGUUUUUGUUUUUCCGACAAUUCCAGGUCGAGUCGUGCCCAGUUAAUCAAACAACUAUAUCGGGAUUCAUUCGUAAAAUACAACAAAAAUCUCUUCGGAAAAGUUUGGUUCAAGCCGUAUUUUAUGUUCAUGAAGCCCGCUGCAGUCUCAUUUGCUUUAUAUAUAAUACUAACUGUCGCUUUAAAUGCCAUGGAUUACGUUAAACUAGUAUUGUCGACGAACUUAUCAGACUACAUCACCAAAAACAUCAACGAUCACAACAAGGGGACCAUAGUGGACCUUGCUGAGAUUAAAUCCCGCAGUAAUUCGGCACUAAAAGUGACAGUAAUAUUUGUAUCAGUAAUUAUCGCAUUGUCCUUGUUGGCCACUUUAGCCAUUUCCGCGGCUUCUUUGAUUUCAUGUCGGAAACUUCACGAAUAUGCUCUCCACGCAAUUUUCAACUAUAGGUCAUCCUUAGUCAAAAUUAAGAAACAGAUCAAUCACAUGAUAACUUUUCUGUCUUGUGAUAUUAUGAUUACGGAUGAUAUUACAGGGUUAUUUAUUGCUUUAUUCUUAUUUUCAUCAAUUCAGACUGUCACCAACUUAAUUACUUUGUUCUAUGUAAUUCCCAUAUCCGUUCCUUUCAUUCUUCUCACUUUGGUUAUAAUAUAUAUUUAUAUUUUGAGGAGGUUUAUAGGUAACGCUGUAAACUUACAUAUUGGGAUAUUGGAGGCCCAAUCUCAAAUGAACUGUGUAAUAGAAAGUUCUAUUUCAGGAGGAUCUGUGUACAGAACCUUCAAUAGAAAUUCAAAUCAGUUACGAGAUUUUUUGGAACAUAGGGAUUAUCUAGCCAGAGGCAAGUUCCUUAUUGCUGCUGCCGUCUCGUGGUCAACAAUCUUGUUUACAUGGAUAUUCUCAUUAACCACAUUCAUUAUACUGGUAAUCCCAAUCAUUCUGGACAAAUACACCAAGUACAAUAUGAUGGUUGGUUAUUAUGGUUUAGCGCUAUCGCUUUGUACGAAUGUGAUCAAGUCAUUUAGCAACUUUUCGUUUAUGUAUGCUUGUAAUCAAAUGAAUAUCAGUUCAAUUGAUAGGUUCCAGUACUUCAUUCCUCCGGGUCAAAAGCUCAAGUUCGACAAGUGUCCCAACACCCAUGAAGAAUAUGUAGUUAAUCCUGCGAAUAAACAUGUUAGUGAGAUGGAUAAAAAACAAUUGUUAAGGAGAAGGGCCAUAGAAUUUAAAGUUGAAAACAAAAGGUUUUAUGCUUUGAGAAGACUAUUCUACCAUCCUAAAUUACAUAUCCUCGAUGUCAACGAUUACCUAACCCAUGAUCGCACAGGUGUCCAGCUGAAAGACGUGUGUGUGUACACAACACCCGACCUUAACCCAGAAGGCAUGAUUCUAAAACACUUCACUGUGUCAGCUGGUAAAUCUGAGAUCAUAGGUAUAGUUGGAAGAACAGGUGCUGGUAAGACAACAUUAUUAUCCGUUUUACAGAAUUUAAUAUCAAAUAGAACUGGCCAAGUACUGUUGGAUGGCAAGGACCUGAAUGAUAUCCCCAAGGUUGUUCUCAGACAAAUCAUAGGUGUUCUACCACAACUGCCAUACGUAUUCAAGGGUUGGACUAUUCGUAAGUUACUAGAUCCCAGGAAGAUGUUUACUGACGACGAAAUCAACCAGGCUUUGAGUAAAUGUGGUCUGCUUAAUUUUGUUAACGAGCUUUCUGGAGGAAGGAAAUUGAAUAGUAUUUUGGUACCCGAGGAUCCUCUUUUAUAUCAUCAGAAAUCAAAAGAAGCUCAACCCAGCUCAUUCAAAUACAAGUCAAUGAAAUUGACUAAAGAUGGAGAUCAAAGCGAUAUGUUACUGUCCAAUACCCAACUCAGAACUCUUUCAUUGGCCAGACUUGUGUUAUACAGGCACUUCUUUAGGCUUAUAGUAGUUGAUGAGCCCCCUGAGGAAGAUCCCGAAAAAGCCGACGUCAGAAAGGAUGAUCUUUCAGUUCCAAUUUAUGAUAUUCUACAGAAAAACUUUAGUCAUUGCACCACGUUCGUCACAGCACAUGAUGUCAACGUAUUAAAAUCUUGUACCUCUGUGUGGGUGAUACAUGAGGGGUGUGUAGUAAAAACGUGUAAAGCCAGUGAAGUAUCCGCAAAUGAGUCUAUCGCAUCGAUUAUUGAAGAAAAUGUUAAGCGUGAUUAA